This is a messenger RNA of Rattus norvegicus (Norway rat), 8436 nucleotides long. Lineage: Eukaryota; Metazoa; Chordata; Mammalia; Rodentia; Muridae. The record is from RefSeq and is a predicted model, not a curated record.
CGAAGGAGCGCGAGCGAGCGAGCGAGCGUGCGAGCGAGCGGGGCAUUUCUGCGCAGCUCCUGAGCGUCUUGAAGACCGCUCGGGCGGCCACUGGACGAGAGCACCGAGAGACAGACAGACGGACGGCUCCCGGAAGCCGCGCCGCCGCCGCCGCCGCCAGGUUAGCAGGGCGCGGAGACCGCGCAGGCUGUCGCUACGUCCCGAGCCUCGCGUGCUGGAGGACGUGCGUGGCCGGAGCCGGAGCUACAAUUCGUGUCUUAGCGGGUGCCUGGCUGAGGACGUCCUCCCCAGGGAGCCAGUGUGCCGAGGAGGAGGGGCCGUCCAGAUGGAGGGCUUAGAGGAUAUGAAGGCUGCUGCGUGGUCCUGCGGAGCCCCAGAUGCUGACAUCCUGCUGAGCCAGCCCUAGCCCAGGCCACACAGGGCCCCUCUCUGCAGACAGUGGCGGCGUGCUGGUCACCAUGACAACAGAGACAGGCCCAGAUUCUGAGGUGAAGAAGGCUCAGGAGGAGACUCCACAGCAGCCAGAGGCUGCUGCAGCUGUGACCACCCCGGUGACCCCCGCAGGCCACAGCCACCCAGAGACCAAUUCCAAUGAGAAGCAUCUGACCCAGCAGGACACAAGGCCUGCUGAACAGAGCCUAGAUAUGGAGGAAAAGGAUUACUGUGAGGCUGAUGGCCUGUCGGAGAGGACUACGCCCAGUAAGGCCCAGAAGUCACCCCAGAAGAUUGCCAAGAAGUUCAAGAGUGCCACCUGCCGCGUCACCCUGCUUGAUGCCUCUGAGUACGAGUGUGAGGUGGAGAAGCACGGCCGGGGCCAGGUGCUGUUUGACCUGGUCUGUGAGCACCUUAACCUCCUCGAGAAGGACUACUUCGGUCUGACCUUCUGCGAUGCCGACAGCCAGAAGAAUUGGCUGGACCCCUCCAAGGAAAUCAAGAAACAGAUCCGGAGUAGCCCCUGGAAUUUUGCCUUCACAGUGAAGUUCUACCCUCCUGACCCAGCCCAGCUGACAGAAGACAUCACAAGGUACUACCUGUGCCUGCAGCUGAGGGCAGACAUCAUCACGGGCCGCCUGCCUUGCUCCUUCGUCACGCACGCCCUGCUGGGCUCCUACGCUGUGCAGGCUGAACUGGGUGACCAUGAUACCGAGGAGCACGUGGGCAACUAUGUCAGCGAGCUCCGCUUUGCCCCAAACCAGACCCGGGAGCUGGAGGAGAGGAUCAUGGAGCUGCACAAGACAUACAGGGGCAUGACCCCAGGCGAGGCAGAGAUCCACUUCCUGGAGAAUGCCAAGAAGCUCUCCAUGUAUGGAGUUGAUCUGCACCAUGCUAAGGACUCUGAGGGCAUCGAUAUCAUGCUAGGUGUCUGUGCCAAUGGCCUGCUCAUCUACCGGGACCGCCUGAGAAUCAACCGUUUUGCCUGGCCCAAGAUUCUCAAGAUCUCCUACAAGAGGAGUAACUUCUACAUCAAGAUCCGUCCUGGGGAGUAUGAGCAGUUCGAGAGCACCAUCGGCUUCAAGCUCCCUAACCACCGCUCAGCCAAGCGGCUGUGGAAGGUCUGCAUUGAGCACCAUACAUUCUUCCGGCUGGUGUCUCCAGAGCCCCCACCCAAGGGCUUUCUGGUGAUGGGCUCCAAGUUCCGGUACAGUGGGAGGACCCAGGCACAGACUCGCCAAGCCAGUGCCCUUAUCGACAGGCCCGCACCCUUCUUUGAGCGUUCUUCCAGCAAACGAUACACCAUGUCCCGGAGCCUUGAUGGAGCUGAGUUCUCCCGCCCUGCCUCAGUCAGUGAGAAUCACGAUGCAGGGCCUGACGGCGACAAGCGGGAAGAUGAUGCCGAGUCAGGGGGACGUCGAUCAGAGGCCGAAGAAGGAGAGGUCAGGACCCCCACUAAGAUCAAGGAGCUGAAGCCGGAGCAGGAAACCACGCCAAGACACAAGCAGGAGUUCCUGGACAAGCCAGAGGACGUCUUGUUGAAGCACCAGGCCAGCAUCAAUGAACUCAAGAGGACCCUGAAGGAGCCCAAUAGCAAACUGAUCCACCGGGAUCGAGACUGGGAGCGGGAGCGCAGGCUGCCCUCAUCACCCGCCUCCCCCUCUCCCAAGGGCACCCCUGAGAAAGCCAGUGAGGCCCAGAGGAUCCAGGACACUUCUCGGCAGGACUUGGUACCUGGAACAGCAACAGGCUUGGAGAUGUUCACUCAGAAAAGCCUCGCAGCAUCCCCUGAGGGCUCAGAGCAUUGGGUAUUUAUAGAAAGAGUGUACACUAGGCCAGAAGACCUCGGCCUCCUAACAGUGGCCGCCACACAACGGAAAGAAAGUGGAUCAAGCCUCAGUGGGAUCCUUGCUGACGGCAGACUCUCCAAGGUAGACAUUCUGGUGGACAAGUUCAAAGUCGAAGUGGCCACGGAAGAAACAGUGAGAACCAGAAGAACAAGUACUCAACAGCAGGGCAAGAUGCUUGCAAGUCCAGAAGACUUUGAGACCGUGAGAGAGGAAGACCGGGGAGGUCCCGGAGAGGCCACAUCAACUGACAAGCUUCCCGAGGGCUCCAGGCUCAAGCUCAGGAACCACGGAGUCUCAAAUGGUCAACUAGAGAGCCAAGUAGAAUGGGGACUGGAGAGGCCCCAGACCUGGGGAAGACCAACAGCUGCAGGGCUUGGCCCAGUGCAGGGAGAGGUUCUUUCUCCUACAUCAGACAAGGGAGGACUCCAGUCCUUCCUGUUGGAUCCAGCCCAAGCCGAAGCCAGAGCUGACUCAAGCGAUGAGACUGACACCUCCUUCGCAGAAAGGAGCUUCUGUCUGCACUAUGGAGAGAAAGACUCUGAAGACCAGCUUCUCGCCCCACCCUCAGAGCACAGAGAAGAGCACCCAGAUGCCCUUCCUGGAGAUGGGACCUGGUUGGAGCUGGCAGGAGUGCACACAGAGAACUGGGAGCUGAAGUCCUCAGACCCAAGAGCUUCUGCCCCAGGUUCCAGCCAGCAUAAAGACCAAGCCCAUAAGGCUCCCUCAGCAGAAGAAGCCUGGACUCCCAGGGACCAUGGAAGACCUGAUGACCCUCAGGGAGCUGCUGUCGGUCAGACUUUUGAAGAGGUCUGGGAAAACACACAGCAGAGGCUAGAAGGAGAGUUGGUCCAGCCACUGGCCAGUGUAGCUGAAGAUGAGGUCCCCACAAAUAUGGACUGGAUGGGAAAGACUGAGAAAAGUCCCCCAGCAAGAAGGAAGAAGAGCCCCCCUGGUAGAGGAGGAGGGGUGCACCUAGACGCCCAGGCUUGUGCCCUUCUGAGGACCAUCCCUCCUUGUGUCAGGAAGCCAGCCAGGCCAGACCAAGGCAGCUUCCUGCCCAAAGAGAAGGGGACAGUUUCCCCUCCUGCAGUAGAACCUGAGACAGAGGACAGGGAGACAGUCAGCCCCCUGCCAGUCUCCUCUGGUCACACUGAGGUUCUGGCAGCUAUGGAGGGCACCUCUCUAAGCCCACUACCUCCUGGGUCAAGGGGGCCUUCAGAGUCCAGGGAAUUCUUUAGAGACCAGUUCCCUGUAGUUCUCAAAUAUAUCCAUCUUCCUGAAGAGAGCCCAGUACCCAAGGACCCACACGGUGACCGCAAAGCACCUCCAGUUGCCAGCAAGAAGCCCAGGUUUGUCCCUGAAGGAAGUGAGGAACCUGUACUCCUGGGUGAAUUGAUGUUCCCUUCAGGAAAGCAGGAGACUUCACUCCAGGACUGGGACCAAGGGGAUUCCCAGGAAGAUAUUAGCAAGACCUCAGUGGCUAACAAAAUUCGGAUAUUUGAGACCCAUGGAGCUGAGGCUUGCCGAGCCAGUCAGGGUGAAAUGAGGAGCCUUCCACAUGAGCUGCCUUCAGGAGCUUCCCCAGGACAGGUAGAACAGCAAGAUAAUCUUCUAGACUUGGGCUUUGUCCAACUCCAGCCCCCUGGGGACUUGGCCACCCCAACUACCUACCACCAGGAAAGAUGCACAGACCCAGAGCUCGUGUCCCCUGAUUCAGGCUGUGAAACCACGCUGGAGGAAGCUACUGGGAGCAAAUCCGGAGACGCGGGCAGGGAAGACAAGAGCUCCUUCCGCCGCUUAGCGCCAAACACCCCUGGAAAGGGGGGGCGUCUGAGAUUCGCCAGCCCUCCAGGCCCUCAGAGAGCAGGGCUGAGGGAGGGCUCGGAGGAGAAAGUCAAACCGCCACGCCCACGUGCCCCAGAGAGUGACACGGGAGAUGAGGACCAGGACCAGGAGAGGGAUGCGGUAUUCUUGAAGGACAACCACCUGGCCAUUGAACGCAAAUGCUCCAGCAUAACGGUCAGCUCCACGUCCAGCCUGGAAGCUGAGGUGGACUUCACGGUUAUUGGUGACUACCACGGGGGCGCCUUUGAAGACUUCUCCCGAAGCCUCCCUGAGCUCGAUCGGGAUAAAAGUGACUCUGAGACAGAGGGCCUGGUGUUCGCCAGGGACCUCAAGGGGCCCUCCAGCCAAGAGGAUGAAUCUGGGGGCAUCGAGGACAGCCCGGAUCGAGGGGCCUGUUCUACCCCAGAAUUGCCCCAGUUUGAGUCUGUGAAAGCAGAAACCAUGACCGUCAGCAGUCUGGCAAUCAGGAAGAAGAUCGAGCCAGAGGCCAUGCUGCAAAGCAGAGUCUCCACUGCAGACAGCACCCAGGUUGAUGGAGGUGCUCCAGCGGCGAAAGACUUCAUGACAACUCCCCCCUGCAUCACCACAGAGACCAUCUCGACCACUAUGGAGAACAGUCUCAAGUCCGGGAAGGGGGCAGCUGCCAUGAUCCCAGGCCCACAGACGGUGGCCACGGAAAUCCGUUCUCUUUCACCGAUCAUCGGGAAAGAUGUCCUCACCAGCACGUACGGCGCCACCGCGGAAACCCUCUCAACCUCCACCACCACCCAUGUCACCAAAACUGUGAAGGGAGGGUUUUCUGAGACAAGGAUCGAGAAGCGAAUCAUCAUUACUGGGGAUGAAGAUGUCGAUCAAGACCAGGCUCUGGCUUUGGCCAUCAAGGAAGCCAAACUUCAGCAUCCAGACAUGCUGGUAACCAAAGCUGUUGUCUAUAGAGAAACAGACCCAUCCCCGGAAGAGAGGGACAAGAAGCCACAGGAAUCCUGACCUCUGUGAAGAGAUGCUGGCGUGUCUGGUCCAACCCAAGCCAGAGAAUCAUUAAGAAGGGGCCUUCAUUCUGGAUUCUCCGACAAUACCAACAUCCCAGCUGCGACGUACUGUCACUGACGAGAGACUGGGAAGGGAAAGCAUAUAUAUAUAGAUAUAUAGAGAUAUAGAUAUAUAUACAGGAAACACCGCGUCCUUGCACCGCUGCUGGGGCUGGCGGAGCAGUCAGCUGAUGGCCACAACCAACAUCGGCAACAACCUUCAUUUCCUUUGCAGGCAAAUUGAAUUGGUGGGAACUUUUUUUUUUCCUUCAGGAAAAUGUAUAACAAUCAUAAUCUCUCGCUCCCCAAGCCCCUUCUUCUGCAAACUACAAAAGCAGACCGAGAUGAUUGUAGACAUUCCCUUGAACCCCGGCUGCACAGACUCCAGGAUGGAUGAGCGCCCCAUCUGUUCUCCAGCCUCUGUUGCUCUCUCUAAUGCAAAGGAGGAAAGAAACAAGAUCGUGUAGCCAAGCCAGAGAAGCCACAGCAGCAAGACACGCAGAGUCGGCUGUUUUCCAAGAAUGGAAGUCUGCCACACAGGGAGGAGGAGGAGGAGGAGGAGGAGGAGGAGGAGGAACACUCAAUUGUUCUUUUCUGGGUCUUGACACUGGGCUGCGAAAUCCCCUCUCUGUUCUUCGGCCUCCCUGCUUCACCCUUGACUUCUACUCAUCCUCUGUUCAUUUUCUGUCUCGGCUCCCCUCUUCCUCUCUCCCCAACCCUCCUGUUCUGUGUCCUGGUCCUGCCGAGGACCACUGCAGAUAACUCUCGUUGGAAGGAGAAGAAGCUAUGAGAGCAAAAGGAAGUCACGGGAAGGGAAGUAGACAUUGUAUGUUUCUGGUUUCCCAUGAUAGAGGUGCAGCUCGUAGGAGAUUAUAUGACUGUGAUUUUAAGUAUGUAUAUUACAUGUAACAGGAAAACAAACAUUAAAAUAAACUGUGCUGGUAAGUAUGCAGCUGACACUUCCAAGUUAUAAUUACCUGACUGUGAUUGGUGUAUCCUAAGGUUCCUAGAUCUUGCCAAACUGGCCCAGCCAAGAACACUGGACUCUGGGUGUGGCCAGCUCCCAGUAGGGCUGACAGAUUCAGUGUAGUGAAACUGUGUGUGAAACUGUGUAACUGGGUGAUUGGUGGGGAGAGUGGAGAAGCCCUCCAUGGAGAGGUGAGGGUUCGGCCAGAAGGGAGCAACACAGACGUAAUCCUGCGUAUGCCAGGCCAAAAUGCCUUCUCCCCAGCAGUAGCUCUCAGGGCCUGGUCUGUGCUCAGGGCGCUGCUGCUGAGGUCCCGUGGGUCAGCUCUCCUACCUCCGGGGGGCUUGCCUUGGUUUUUUCGGUUCUCUCUUUCUGUUUUACUAUUACCAGGGUCUUUGUUUGGGUUCGUAUGCUGCCAUGUCUUGCCCUGCUCUUCAGCACCUGGUCACAAUUAGUUCUUUCUCUAAAGGGAGGUGGUGCCCUGGCUGAGGUGGAGAGCAGCGAGACACUAACCUGGCUUUCUGAAAUGGCCAGCCGGUCUUUCCCCUCUGCCUCUGUCCAUCUUGUGAAUCAUCCUCUUCUUCCUGAGCUAAAGUAGUCACGAUAAAGAGGCCACGAACACAAGGAAGGCCAUGAUAGGCCCACUCUGUGUUUCCAAAGGCCUCAGCGCUCCUUAAACAACAGCAGGUGUGGAAGUGUUGCCCCUGGCUCUAUCUGCAUUAGACCCUGGCUUGCAGUACCUCAGUCAGUCAGUAUUCAAGCUCAGAAAUGGCCUUGAGGUGACAGGAGCCCUUGGAGAAAACCCUGCCACGGGUUGCUAUUUCAGUCUGGCGCACACAGACUUUCUCUGGCUUGCUCGCAAUGACUCUCCCUUUCUGAGUGAAAGUAUCCCACAGCAAUCCCAUCUCACUUCCUGUUCUGCUAAGGCAGUUCAUACAUUAGUCAACAAAUGUUCAUGACUUGCCUGUUUGUGUCAGGCUUUGUUCAAGGCGGAAGGAAAGGAGGGACCUGGGAAGUCACUGGACAAGCCUGUCCCUAACCGUAGUAGCUGGCUCAUUUCAGAACACUUCUUUACUCCCUCCACCUGAUUAGACAUUUCCCAGAAAUGUCUUUCAGAGAACCCAGGCUGGAUGUGCCCUCUUGGCUUACUUAUUAGUUACUCUUACGACGUACACCUUACCUACUCACAGGUGCUGGCCUGACACAGGACAAGAAGCUAGGAUAGCUUAUGUCUCUGUGGCAGCUGAGAAGAGCAAGGCUCUUAGACAGCAGAGUCAGCCAUAUGCCCCUGGUGCAGGCUGCUAGGUCUGAUCCGCUCCAGUGUGGCAGCGUAUUGUCUCUGCUCCAGGAUCUUUGGCCAUUCUUGAUGGAGAAGCCACAGAACUUCCUUCCUGCUCUUCACGGCAUGCAAGCUCCCACUGCUUCUCUGAUCCCCUUAGAAUCAGGCUCAGGUCUCACCUGCUUUUGCAGGAACUCCCCGGCCUGUAAACACAGGACAUACAUACCUCAGAGGGGGCGUCUUUGUUCAGAGAGCUGUACCUGCUCUGAAUGUGGGCUACAGGGCAAGGACGAAAUGACCCAGCUUAGCUCGUGUGAGGUUAGGGUUUGGGAAGAUGCUUACUCCAUGGAUGUUCCAAGAGGCAGUCAGCACCCCGCCUAGGGAGGAGGGGACCUGCAAAACUAAAAUCUAGGGCACUGUCUCCUCCCCCUCCUCCACUUCAUAGAGAAUAAGGACAUUGUGUUGUCUGACUUCAGCCUACUUCUUCUUUUGCCUUUUUUGUGUGUCUCAUUGUAUCUGUGGCACCUUGCUAUCCGGGGGUCCAGGUAACCGAGUGGGAAAAGCCUCAGAGAGCAGCCAGGGUUCCAGAUGACCGUCCUGAUGCAACUCCUGACCCACCACGUGACACUGGGCUACCCCGUCCCGUGUACCUCAGCAAGCAGGGCAAACUAGUUGCACCCUGAGGCUUCUUCCCACGCUGUGUCUCAUGCACCUUUGUUUCCCCCACGUUCGCUUCCUGUGAAUCUUUUCCACACAAGGGUACAGGAAGUGCCAGGACCUGUUUCAGUUUCUGAAUCCUGCAAGCACACACGAAGACUGGCCUGAAAUUGCAUGAGCAAACAUCACUCUAGAUAUCUAUUUUUUUUCCAAAAGCACCUUACCAGCCAACUGCAAUGCUGUUCUGUUCCUUUUCACCCACUCCCCUCUCUCCUCUCUCGUCCCCACGCUCUCCCACCUCAGUGCUCCGUGCUGUAUGCGUGUGCUCUCUGUUCUUGUAUACUCAAUAAAAGUGAAAUAAAUGUGUUUGAUGCUGAA